Molecule: messenger RNA, 1775 nt
Organism: Opisthorchis viverrini
Lineage: Eukaryota; Metazoa; Platyhelminthes; Trematoda; Opisthorchiida; Opisthorchiidae
Exons: 6
Coding region: 101-1255 (384 amino acids)
Biological process (GO): cytoskeleton organization; cell morphogenesis; regulation of adenylate cyclase activity
Cellular component (GO): cytoplasm
Molecular function (GO): adenylate cyclase binding; actin binding
Source: RefSeq, a predicted model, not a curated record
CUUCAAACCUCUCCUGAUGUAAAACAUUGUGGAACGUCAUUGUGUUUCACGUUCCAGUGCCAUAACAGCGACCCUAAUUUUAUUUCGUCUUGGGGGUACAAUGUCCAAGAAAUUCACCCUGUUCGGCUGUUUCUCUGGUUGGGGCAAGCCUCUUGAAUCAAAGAAGCUCACUAAAUUCCACACCCGCGAUCGUAGUGAAAGUUUAGCCGAUUUACCGUCGAUAACUGAGCUUUCACAUGUCAAUGCUACAGUUACGAAGUCUCACUGCGAACGCGAUGGGAGUGCCCGUGAAACGGUUUCACUAUCCACAGCAAGUCAAAUACCCGUUCUGGGAGAUACCACCUCGGCCAGCCUCGGAGGUUGGUCUUCUGUACAUCAUCCCGAGGGAUCAGCUGACCUGUCGAAAAUCAACUUACUGGCCAGUGAAGAUUCUUGCAGUCUCAUUCGACCAAUUUUGGGUGCUCUGUCACGUUCUAAUGAGCUUAGCGAAGAAUGCUACGAACGUCUCGAGUUGCUGGUUCAGCGUCUAGAACAUUUGGCUGGAAUUCGUUCGACCGUUGUCGACAGUCGCGGUCUCUUGGCAUUCCAAGCACUGAUCGAUAAAGUACUACCACACUACCUUGUCCUGAGCACUGGCCUUGGACCGGAAGUCAAACAGCAGUCGCUGCGGGUUCGUGAGGCCUUUGAACUGGUGCGCAAUCUUAUCAAACUUUCAAUCACAUACGUGAAACCAACCCCUAUUGUUUGGGAAGAAUACUACAAACCGGUGUCUUAUAAAUUGUUGGAAAUAGCCGAUUUCGACCAAAACAUGCCAGAUCCACUUUGCCGUCACCAGCUGACUAUGGUUGCAGAUUCGGCCAUUGUACUGGCUUGGUGUACUGUGCCGACGUCGUCCGUUCUGGUCAAGGAAAUUCGUGAGGCGACAAAUGCGUUUGCCAAUAAAGGUUUCCAGUAUUGCUAUUCCAGUCAUGCGACGCACACAGAAUGGAUACGUGCCUGGAUGGCUUGCAUCAAGGGAGUACAGGAUGUUGUAGACACUCAUUUCCGGUACGGCCUUACGUGGCUUCCUGAAGGUCCUAAGGUGCCACCACCCCCGAAGGCGAUACGUCCCAUGUUGAUGUAUGAUAAUGGGAGAGUUGCGUCAAACAGGACAACUACCAAGGUAUGUGACUCCAUCAGUUAUCUUCCUACUGAUAUGUGUCUUAUAGCGAACGUCCCUUCCGUGGGCCUCUACAAAGCCUCCAACCCUGUGUGAGACAAAUGGAGGCAUAGAUCCACAUGCGAAGUUACUAUCUGAAAUUUCCAGGACACGUAUGUCUUUGCGCCAUGUCUCUCCUCCUGAUAUACUUUUGUGAAAAAAUCGGAACCAUCAGCUUUCUGAGCUUUCAACCUUUGGUACUGCACACCGUCCUUUCGAACCUCAUGGUGGCGGUUCAUCUUCUUUCCUCAAUCAAUACCGAAUCGACCUUGUUGCAGCCCACGUGCUCUUGCAUUUAUAUCGCACAGUUUUUCCUUGGCUUGGAUGGUGACCUACUCAGUAACUUCACAGUGAUUUUAGAUCGAAACUUGCGAACGAAAUUGCUUUCUGCUUUUACGGCCGCUCAUCACCCCCCCACCCUUUGAAAAAAAAGACAACCCCUUAUUAGCCUGAUUUUCGAUCAGUCUUUUACUACUAUUCUUAUCUUAGUAUGAAUCAAAUCAAUUGUUAUACAUUGAACGAUAUUUUAAGUAGCUUUAACUCCUGUGUUCUUACGAACUUGCUCGACAUAGUGAUC